Messenger RNA from Halichondria panicea, 1788 nucleotides. RefSeq names its product mucin-2-like. Bases 78 to 1649 code for a protein of 523 amino acids. The record is from RefSeq and is a predicted model, not a curated record. The transcript is spliced from 10 exons. Lineage: Eukaryota; Metazoa; Porifera; Demospongiae; Suberitida; Halichondriidae.
UAAACCACUCCCCUUUGCCCUUUGUUUGGGAUGAUGUAACCGCAAGUCACACUGCUAUAGGUUCAGAGUUCAAAGAAAUGGCUGGUGAAGGAGGGCCAAGUGAAAAAGUUCAGAACUAUCUGGACAAGCACAAGAUAUCUUCACUUUUUCAAGACUUGAGAACGAAGAUAAUAAAGGAUCUACCUAUAGAUCCAAUUGAUUUUCUGAUCUCUAAGCUACAAGCUCUCAAACAGAAAAAGAAGGGUGCAGUACCUCGACCAGCCACGUCCGGUGGUGCUUCCAGCCUCAAGUCAUCACGCAUUCAAGUCACUGGUACUACAGCUCCAACUACUGCCUCCAAAUUAAAGAGUCCAAGUGCUGCCAAGUCCAGGGCAGGACUCACCUCAACCAGCUCCCCCUCCCUCACAAAGACGCGUCCCACCACUGCCGGAACUAAGACCGUCACAACUAAGUCUGCUGCUGGGGCCAAACUCAAGCCACCAACUUCUACCUCAUCUCCUAAGAGGCCGACUACAGCCCCUGCCUCUGGUAAGAGCUCUCUCUCAUCGCCCUCCAAGGCCACUGGUCUCAAGCCUCCCUCAAAGCUCUCCACUUCCUCUGCCAGCUCCUCUGCCAAAUCCACCCCCACCAAAACAGCCUCUCGACCUGGACUGAGACCACCUACUACUGGGAGCUCAAAGGCCAGCCCAGGAGCAGUGAAGAAAGCCACUACUGUGCAAUCAGCUAAAGAUAAGCCAAAGUCUCCUAUUAAAAAGCCAGCCAACACACAAGCAGCCAAAAAGCCUCUUGCAAAAGAAGAUUCAGCUCCUGUUAAAACAGAACCAAGUGCCGAAAAAAUUGCUGAGUUUUUUGGAGAGCCCCAAAAAACUAGUAUCAAGUCGACACUCCAUCACCAUGACGAUGACGAAGUGAGCGUGCCCAAUGUGGAUAGUGGCAGUGAGAGGGGUGAGGAUGAAGAAACCUGUGACUGCUCAGGAAACAAUCUCAACUCACUGCUACAGAUGAAAAUGAGUAUGAAGCAGGCCAAGAACAAGCGCUCUCCAAAGAGACCCAAGUCUCACCUCAGUCCCCGGGAGGAGGACCUGUCCACUACGCCCCCUUCCCUCGGCUACCACAGUGAUGGGUGUGAGGAGAGUGAGGACGAGUGUGUGGAGGCAGUUGAGGACGCAGGUGCUCUCGAGGAUGAGGGAGUCACUGGACUCCCUGGGAAUAAACUGUCAUCACUGCCUAAGGACACUAAGGUAGACUUCAUGGUUCUCCUGUGUGCCCGUUGUGCCAAGAUGUUGACUGGAGAUGAACCUAUUACUGAGAUGUCAGCCAUCAUUGUCACAAAAGGGGCAGGUAGCGACUUUGAGAGUGCAUCUCAGGUAGGAAGCCAUGCCUCUUUCCCUCAAUGGGAAGUCGGAACAGAAGUUGACUCAGAGGCAUCUUCAGCUAAUAAGUGGAAGAGCUCCAGUGAGACGUCCAACGUCACCCUAGUGUCUCAGGACACGUGGGGUGGGCUGGCUCCUAAAUCCAGACCACUUGUUUCUGGUACCAGUGACACGGAGAGUGAAGUACAGCUGCCACCACCACCACCCCUUGUGGGCCAUCCAUGGAAGGAGGAGUCACCAACUCAUGACCCACACGGAUGGGCAGAGCAAUUAUAAACUGACCUUUAAUAAUGGACCUUUAAUAAUGCAAUGCAAGUUUAUUUCUAAAUGCAAUUUUCCUGUAAUACAAAGAAGUGCAAAGAGUCAUAUACCUCGUUCCUGUAAUUUUAUAAAUCAAAAAAAUGUUCAUGUUAAA